AAUCCCGUCUCAAGAAGGUAUGACUGCACGUGACUGCUUAUUGCCUGCCGCUCACAGAAGAAAAGGCCAGACCCAGGUAUAGGCAAUAGGUGGAAGCGGAGCCCCUGGGGACCUUGGAUGGCCCCGGCUCGAUUUUCUGAACGUGGCAGUUUCCAAAGGCCAAGCUCAGGUCUCAUUGCGGUCGCGACUUUCGAGUGCAGUGUGCUUCAGUGAAAGGGUGCAGCAUCCACCAUACAUACUCGUAGCGCAUCACCAACAUUCCCGCCUCCCUCCGUCCCCCCACUGAAUCUGUACACACCUAGCAUUGGCGCAACAACCACCAGCCGGGUACAUACAACAGAAACGAUCACGGCCGCCUCUUCUCGACGACCAUCACUCAACUGCCCCGUCCGGCGUUAUAUAGAGAGAGACAACACAGACACACCACAACCAUGAGGUCGUUCCUCCCGCUGCUCUCGCUGGGCGCCGUUGCUCAAGCGCUCCACUUCUUCAUCGACGGCACCAGCCCCAAGUGCUUCUACGAGGAAUUGCCCAAGGACACACUGGUGGUUGGCCACUACACGGCAGAGGAAUGGGACGACCAGAGGCAUUCGUGGCAGAAGCAUGAUGGCAUCAACAUCUUCAUCUCUGUAGAUGAACUCUUCGACAACGACCACCGUGUCGUCUCCCAGCGCGGUGGCCCCGGCGGCAAGUUCACCUUCACCGCCGCCGAGGCGGGCGACCACCGCAUCUGCUUCACGCCCACGUCGACCUCAGGCCGGUCGAGCUGGAUGUCGGUUAACAAUCCGAAUGGCGGGAUCAAGCUGACGCUGGACAUGGCCAUCGGCGAGUCGAGCGCGAUUGAAAGUGCCGACAAGGGCAAGCUGCAGGAUCUGGCGACGCGGGCCAAGGAUUUGAACAACCGGCUGCAGGAUAUCAGGAGGGAGCAGGUUUUCCAGAGAGAGCGUGAAGCCGAAUUCCGCGAUCAAUCCGAAUCCACCAACGCUCGCAUCGUCCGCUGGGUCUUGAUCCAGCUCGUCGUCCUCGGCGUCACUUGCGCCUGGCAGCUAUCUCAUCUCCGCUCCUUCUUCAUCAAGCAGAAGCUUACGUAAAGAGCUUCUACCACUUUUCCCAAGCAUGGGUCAUAUGGGAGGAAGUCUUGCUUGCAAUAUAAAAACAAAGGCACAUAUGUAAUUGUGGGAGCGGACGGGCUAUGAGGGAUGGAGUGGUGUAAUUGAUAUGGUCGGGUCUACUGUUUCCUUUGGCCCAAAUAGACAGGCUAUGGGUGUCAGCGGUGGCAUGAGAUGUUCACGCCAUACCAUGCCAGAGAGGAAGAGCUAUGAUCAAGGAGAGAAAAAGUUGCCAUAGGCGGGUGGGCCGUCCUCAGCGACAGAGUGACGAGAAACUUUAACGAAACGUUUUAACAUGUAUUAUGCAUGCUUCUAUACAGCAUGAGUGGCCAUGUCUUGAUGAUAUAAUGCACAUACUUCAUACAACCAACGCUCACGCACCACACAUCGGGCUAAUACCACCAUUCAAGCACAAACCGAAUAGUGCGCGCAUGAGAUACUGACUGACCUUGGUUGCUUUACAUGCUCCUCUUAAGCUGGCACGCCUUGAUAAUAUGUAAUACAAUGACCUAUUCGAACAUCACUCACACAUAACGAACGGCGAGACCUGUAGACAACACCAAAGAAUAAUUAUCCGAUGAAAGUUGCUUUACAUGGUCCUAUACAACAUCAAUUUUCAUGCCAUGCCCUUGAUGAUAUAAAAUACACAAUCAACUUUUCACACGCC
Messenger RNA from Neurospora crassa OR74A, 1776 nucleotides. RefSeq names its product ERP1 protein. Gene Ontology annotation, biological process: Golgi organization; intracellular protein transport; endoplasmic reticulum to Golgi vesicle-mediated transport. NCBI's taxonomy places the organism in Eukaryota, Fungi, Ascomycota, Sordariomycetes, Sordariales, Sordariaceae. Bases 432 to 1091 code for a protein of 219 amino acids. The transcript is spliced from 3 exons. The record is from RefSeq and is a predicted model, not a curated record. Gene Ontology annotation, cellular component: COPII-coated ER to Golgi transport vesicle; endoplasmic reticulum; Golgi apparatus.